AUGCCCAGUUCUGGUUCUAGAGUUCUUGGCUACACCGCGGCGUCCAGCUUAGCUCUUGUUUGGCUGGUGGUUAUAACUGGUGAAAGCUCUGCCUUCGGUGUCGAUGAUGAAAGCGCCCGUGGGUGCCGCUAUCCUUUUGAGGACGCCGUCGCAGGUUUGCUUCCCCAGUCAGUGCUCCAGGUCUUUAUUAUUCGGAUAAUUGAUCUCCUGGCUCCAGCUCUGCAAAGGUUCUGCUGUGGUUCAUCUCAUUUGGCACCUCGGCUGCUCUACUUUGGCGUGCAGAGGAAUUCAGGGAAUGCUGCUGUCGCUGUCGCCGCGUCGGCUUACCAAGGUGUGUAUCUUUUCGUGCUUUUAGUUUCUCUGGUUGCGGUAUGCCUCCGCGCCGUGUUGUUCCUGCCCGGGCAGCUGUUCCUGCCAGACCGGUUGUUCCUUCAGCCCGUUCUCCUGUUGUGCACCGUGCUGUUCUCCUGCGCCGUGCUGCUCGUGCUGCAGCUCUUUUGCCUCCUGUGUCGGCCACGCCUGCCGUUCCCCUUGUUGUUUGAAAGAGGAAACAAGAAACAGUUAUUGGUGAAGGUUAUUAUUACAAGGCUGGGCUAUGACAAUUGCUGGUGGUUCCUGUCAUGCCAGGAAUGUCAUAAAACAACCUAUGUUUUUGGAAGGCAUUUCCGUUGCUCGGAUCCCACUUGCCCUUCCGUUAAUGCAGAUCCCUCAUACUGCGUGUGCACCUUUGGAAGUGAUGGUGGAGCUGAAGCAGAAUUCAUGUGGUUUGAUAAAGCUGCAAGGAGUGUUGUUGGCAAGCCAGUCCUGCCUCUAAUUGAACGCAAAUACCCAGGUUUUACAAGUGUGCAUGAUCUUGCCCAGAUAGGAGGUGGCGAUGUGGCAAUGCCUACUGAAAUUUCCCGCAUUGUUGCUCAGAAGAUCGAUCAAACCUUUAAGCCUGAACUUCCACCCUUGGGAUUUGGUGGUGCAUCAGGCGCAUCUGGAACGUCGUCUUCUGCUGAGAACUCUGGUGCAGCGUUGCCCAUUCUCGAGUCUUUCCCUACAGGAUCGGCUACACUUACUGCACUCCCUCUAGAUGAGAUGAACACUCCUAUCUCUGCGUUCAAAAGCAAAGGGCAGGCCACUAUGCCUAAAACGCCUAGCAAAUCACCGUGCCCAAAAAAUUCUCGGCGCAAGCUUUUCACUACACCUUUGAAGAUCACCGCCGCUGAAGUUAAAGGGGGCUGACCUACCUGCUUCUACUGCCUUUGUUAUUGCCAAAGCUGAAAAGAGUGCUUCUACUGGAGAUACAGUUGAAGUUGUACCCAUGCCAAAUGUUUGUGCCUCUUUCACAUGUAACUACCUUCCCCUUAUGCACAAACCAUGCUUGAUCCACACCAAUGUUUUGUAGCAGGAAACUAAAGAAGUUGGUCAAGAGACUGAAACCGCAGCUGCUGAAGAUGCACCGAAUGUUAUUCCUGAGCUGACUAAAAACAAGAGGGUAAAUGCAGUGGCCAAGGGCGCCAGCGUUCCAAAGAAAGCAAAGCAGUAGUUCUUCAAUAGGCUAGGCUCGCCGUGUACAUAUGG
This is a messenger RNA of Triticum aestivum (bread wheat), 1566 nucleotides long. RefSeq lists its product as uncharacterized. The record is from RefSeq and is a predicted model, not a curated record. The coding region runs from base 1 to 1227 and encodes 408 amino acids. Lineage: Eukaryota; Viridiplantae; Streptophyta; Magnoliopsida; Poales; Poaceae. The transcript is spliced from 10 exons.